Messenger RNA from Dovyalis caffra, 2451 nucleotides. Lineage: Eukaryota; Viridiplantae; Streptophyta; Magnoliopsida; Malpighiales; Salicaceae. The record is from the annotation of a GenBank genome assembly.
AUGAAGCUAUACUUCUUCGUUGUGGAGGUGGAAAGAAAAUUUCUUCUCUCGUUCUCUUGGAUCGGAAAAGGUGCUCAACAUCAGGAGAUACUUUCAAAGAUGCCUGGAUCAGCCGAGGAGAUAAAGCCUUCCACACAGAAGUCCUUCCAGCCAAAUGACACCAAGCCCAACUUCAGCAACCAAAGGAAGGUUCUUAGUAUCCUAAACAACAGCCUCUCCACCAUCCUUAAGAAACUCAGAGGCCUAGGAAGAAUUGGGAGUUUGUUUUGGUUGGAAUUGAUGGAGGAGUUUGGUAGUUGGUGUGGAGAAGCGACGAUUAAGAGCUGGGCUAAGCAAACGGAAGAGAGUUAUCAGUUACAGCUUGCUCUUGCUUUGAGGUUAUCUUCACAGGCUGCUUUAGCUAAUGAUCCCAAUUUCUUGGAUUUGAAUUCUAAUGCUAGUAAAAAAGGAGCUCCUUCUUUCUCUGAUUCUCCCGAAUCCCUCUCUCAUCGAUUUUGGCAGGUGAAUGGAUGUUUGUCAUAUUAUGAUAGAAUUCCAGAUGGGUUUUAUGUAAUACAUGGAUUGGAUCCUUAUACAUGGAGUAUAAGUUCUGAUGGUCGUAUACCGUCUUUUGAAUCAUUAAAGGCUGUUAAUGAUUUGUCAAUAGGAGUGGUUUUAGUAGAUAGAUUCAGGGAUCCUGGUUUGAGGGAGUUGCAUAAUAGAGUUAUUGGUCUUUGGAGUAGCUCGAGUACAACAAAAGAUGUGGUUGAGCAGCUUGCGAAUCUUGGUUUUUCUUGUCUCAGGGGUGUGAUCUUCGAUGAAGAUGAUGAUGCUUUUGCCGAAUGCUGGAAGGAAAACACUGAAGCUAUGAAAAGGCGCUUAGGUUCAGUUGUAAUUCCGAUUGGAAACUUAUCUAUUGGCCUAUGUGUCCAUCGUGCAUUACUGUUUAAAGUAUUGGCAGACUCGAUUAACUUGCCUUGCAGAAUUGUUAAAGGAUGUAAAUACUGCAGAAGAGAUGUCAUUUCAUCCUGUCUUGUGCAAGUUGGCAAUGACAGGGUAUGUAGUGCAGACCGGGAAUACUUUGUUGAUUUGCUUGGAAAACCAGGAGCCCUAAGCCAGCCUGAUUCCUCACUCAAUUGUACAUCUUCAAUCUUAGUUUCUACUCCAUUGUCUCAUCCAAGGUUUAAACCUAUCCAAUCGACUGACGAAUUCAGGAAAUUUGCCAAACUCUAUUUCCUUGACAGCCAGCCUCUUAAUCUUGUAUUUGAUAAUUCAUCUUCAGGUGGUACUAUUGAUAAAGAUGAAAAAAUUAUUUCAAGGCAUGGUAAAGACAAGAAGAACCUUCUACCCCCUUCAAGCAACAACCAUGAAGCUUCUCCGUCACCUCUGCACCAAGCAACAACCAUGAACUUGCGGGUCCCAAACUCAUACCUGGGCAAGGGUUCCAAUGCGCCAAGCUCUGUCCUACCAGUUAGGCAAAAAUUUACAGAUCCAGUCAUCUCUAAUCCCAAGCCUGUUGGUACAAGUAAUUUUUCGUUGGUGGAAAUAAACCAGUCAAUGGUAAGUAAAUCGAGCAAUCAACUCCAUCUUGAAGAGGAAGAUUUGGAUGUUCCCUGGAGUGAACUUCUUUUGAAGAAGAAAAUUGGAUCAGGUAUUAUUUCAUUUGAACUUUUGGAGGAGUUCACAACUGCAUGCUAUGAUACUUUCAAAUGCUUCUCAGGCUCCUUUGGAACUGUCUAUCAUGCUGACUGGCGUGGUUCGGAUGUUGCUGUCAAAAUUCUAGAGGAGCAAGACUUUCAUGCAGAGCGUUUUGAGGAAUUUUUGAGUGAGGUGCCUAUACCGCACUUUCUAGGAACUCGUAUUGACUCUGUUGCUAUCAUGAAACGUUUGCGACAUCCUAAUAUUGUUCUCUUUAUGGGUGCUGUUACCCAGCCCCCCAACUUAUCCAUAGUUAUGGAGUAUUUAUCAAGAUUUGCUUUGGACCGCAGAGGCAGCUUGCACAAACUUUUGCAUAUGCCUGAUGCUGCCUUGCUACUGGAUGAGAGGCGCCGCUUAAAUAUGGCAUAUGAUGUGGCUAAAGGAAUGAACUAUCUUCAUCAGUUUAGACCUCCCAUUGUUCAUCGAGAUUUAAAAUCUCUAAAUCUCUUAGUGGACAAUUCAUACACGGUGAAGAUUUGUGAUUUUGGUCUCUCCCGUUCAAAAGCGAAGACAUAUAUUUCAUCAACAAAUGCUGCGGGUACUCCGGAGUGGAUGGCCCCCGAAGUACUCCGUAAUGAGCGAUCAAAUGAGAAAUCAGAUGUUUACAGCUUUGGUGUAAUCUUGUGGGAACUUAUGACCCUGCAACAGCCAUGGAGAAAUUUAAAACAAGCACAGAUCAUUGCAGCUGUUGGUUUUAUGGGCGAAAGGCUUGAAAUUCCAAGCUAUGUAAAUCCUUCUGUGGCUGCCUUGAUUGAUGUCUGCUUGGAUAAGUAA